Symbiodinium sp. CCMP2592 is the source of this 1269-nucleotide messenger RNA. The record is from the annotation of a GenBank genome assembly. Lineage: Eukaryota; Dinophyceae; Suessiales; Symbiodiniaceae.
AUGCCCAGCAGAGGCCCUCCUCCUGCGCCAGCUGUGUCCAGGAAGCCAAAAACAAGCUGCUGCCCAUGGCUUACGCUCAAGUCACACCCACAAAACGGUGGCUCCCCACAAGCCUUGAUGGCGAUCGCCUAUUCGCAUCUGGAAGGGGGCAGCCUCCUGGUGGCCCUGCUCAAUCUGGCGAUUCCGCUGGUACAGGUUCUCGGCUCUUUUGUUCUUUGCCCAAUCCUACGCCCGAUGGUGGCGCCCUGGUAUGCCACCCAGCUCGAUGCCGCGGCGGCGGACAGCAACCUCCUCCUGAUGAAGCGGCUCUUUCUGGAGGCAGAUUUCCACAACGACCGUGACUUCUUCGUUCUCGUCACCAAGCAAAGCGACUUCCUGAGCGUCUUCUACAAGAUGUUCUCGGACAGCCCAGACCUUGCCAGCAUGAGAGGUGAUGACACGCUGGAGUCCUUCAUCGAGGCUUUGAGCACAAACAGGCUAAAAUUGGCAAACGGGCUACUUGUGGAACACACUCUGAGCGAGGGGCAGCUUCGGCUUUUCAUGCAGAAGUUCCCCUGGCUGGGUGCGGUCUGUUUCCUUGGCUGCACAAUCGACGGCCAGGAGCUGGCGGGGGUCCUUGGGCUCUGCACCGACCUUCGCCACCUAGAACUUUUUAACAUUGCGCUUACCAGCGAGGGCGCGGAGGCGAUCGUGAAGGCCGUCGCAGACAUGCCACUGGAGAGCCUGGAUUUACCACAGAACGAGAUCGCAAACAUCGAGGCGCUGGCCGCUCCACUGAAGCGAAUGGCGUCAUUGAAGGAGCUCGAUCUACGAAACAAUCCGCUGGAGCCCGGCGGUGCCAAGGCGCUGGCAGAAGGUCUCCGAGGUCACCGAGCCCUGGUUGAUUUGGGUCUCUGUGACAUUCCGUGCGGGGAUGCCUUUGCCGAGGCCUUGGAGCUGUCCACCAUGCGGACGCUCCGAAUAUUGUGGAUGUCUGAUUCCAAGCUCACGGACGAAGGGGCCAAGGCCCUCGCACAGCACUGCAAAGGCCACGGUGCGCUGGAACGUCUGUGGCUGACAAGCAACGAGAUCGGGGAUGUCGGGGCCCAGGCGUUGGCGGAGGCCGUGCCCACCAUGACCGCGCUGGGAAAGCUGGAUCUGGACAACAACAAGAUCCAGGCCGACGGCCAAGAGGCGCUCAGAGCGGCGGAGCAAGCACAUCGAGGCUGGCGACUGCGACGACCGGGGCUGGAGAUAAGCCUGGACAGCCAGGAGAAGUCGACGGAAUGA